This is a messenger RNA of Magnolia sinica, 1560 nucleotides long. Its product is annotated as methyl-CpG-binding domain-containing protein 2. The coding region runs from base 269 to 1369 and encodes 366 amino acids. The transcript has 6 exons. Gene Ontology annotation, molecular function: DNA binding; zinc ion binding. The record is from RefSeq and is a predicted model, not a curated record. Lineage: Eukaryota; Viridiplantae; Streptophyta; Magnoliopsida; Magnoliales; Magnoliaceae.
UCUCGGUAUAGAUGUUCCUCUCUCCCUCCCUCUCUCUCUCUGGGCGCGCACCUGAGGCUGAAAAUACAGCAGGCGAGAGAGAAAACGCGCUCCGAAGUCGUACGGAUCUACGUAUUUAUGUACACGUAGUAUUUCCAUUAUACGGUGUUGUUGAAGAUGGAUAUGAUAUAACUGGAAUGUGAAAUAUCUUUGCAUGAACUUCUCUUCAUCUGCUUGAAUCGGUCGGUCGUGUAUACCUGCGUUCGUAGGUUACAGGAGACUAUUUCAGAUGCAGUCCCAGCUUCAACAUACGCUACCCGAGGUGAAGAAGGAACAUGAUGUUUCUAAUGAUUCUAGAUCCCAGAGACAUUCAAAUAAAACUUACCAAGAUUUAGCCAACAGUACUUGGGAUAAAGCUCAGGGUUCUUCUGAGAAUGAGGACAGUGCUUCUUUAGAAGAACAGGACCAAGAUGCUCAGUCUUCUGAAGACGCUCCAAAUCAGUUGGUGGUUUAUAACCCUGGAGCUAAUGAUAGCUGUGAUUCCGGUCAAAUUCAACCGGUCCUUGACCCGCAUGACUACCAACCUCCCAUCCCAAAAUUCGUUGAGUCAAAUGCUCCCAGGGUUUUGCCCUCUGUUGGGGCAUUCACUGUUCAGUGUGCUGCAUGUUUUAAAUGGAGGCUAAUUCCAACAAAAGAGAAGUAUGAAGAGAUACGUGAAUAUAUCUUGGAGGUACCUUUUGUAUGUGAAACAGCUCGGGAGUGGCGGCCUGAUAUAUCUUGCGAUGAUCCAGCUGACAUAUCUCAAGAUGGCAGUAGGCUCUGGGCGAUUGAUAAACCUAGCAUCUCUCAGCCUCCUCCUGGUUGGCAGAGGCUUCUUAGGAUCAGAGGUGAAGGAAGCACAAGAUUCGCAGACGUCUAUUAUGCCACGCCAUCUGGCAAGAGAUUGCGGUCCAUGGUCGAGAUCCAGAAGUACCUGCUUGAACAUCCGGAGUAUGUCAGGGCAGGGGUAAAUAUUUCUCAAUUUUCAUUUCAAAUCCCAAAACCACUGCAAGAAAACUAUGUAAGGAAGCGCCCUCAUACAAAAGCGAUGCAACAGUAUGAUGGCCCUGCUCUUGAGAUGCCGAGGCCUUUUGAACCUUCUGAAGCGAAUCCUCUGUCAUGGGCUGGUCCAGUACAGUGCUCGGACAUGCAGAUUGCAGACAGGCCAAGGGAGUUACCGGCUCCGUGUUUGGAUGCGCCGGAUGAUAUCCGUGCUCUCCCUCCACCUCCGAAGAAGCAAGCAACCAGGCAGUCACCCAAAAAGAUGUACAGUAAUCCAGUGUAUAAUCAGCCCAGGAUCAAGGUAGAAGAGCCACAACAAGCCAGGAAUGCCACCGCCUUCGAGCUAUGAGGUUUGUUAUCUGUCAUAUCCUUGUUCUUGUUUUUUGCCUUCUAUAGUAAGGAUGGUAUGCUUUUGAAGAAAAUAUUGAAAAGAGAAGGAAGAUACAUGGGGAUGAAGAUUGCAUGGGAAGUGAGUUUUUGUAAGCUUGGUUGUGUAUUGUAAGCACUGUCAAGGAAUAGAAAUUACCUUAAAUGUGUCCA